AUACAUCACCCGAGCUAUCGUUUAUCGCAAGAAAUAUUAAGUAAGCAUCAUGCCUCUACGCAACAACACAGGUAUAACCAAACUUAACUGCCUCAAGUGUAAUGAGCACAUUAAAGGUACAUCUAGUAUUCAAUGUAGUAUUUGUGAAAAACAAAACGCUUACAAAAGAUGAAUUCUCCAAGCUGGCCAAUGAAAUAAGAAGUGGAGUACUGAAAUGAAAGUGUUUACAAUGUGCAUCUGAAUCAAGCGUAAUUGUAUCUGAGGACAUGCUGGACGACAUUGAUGAAUCCGACAUUGUUAUGGAUUCCAUCACUGAUAAAAUCGAUAAAUUACUUGGUAAGCAUAUUGAUCUUAUGAUUGAAGACGUCAUAGCUGAGAUAAAUGAGCGUAAAAGGCGCGAAGCAAAUGUCAUCUUGUUGGGGAUUACUGAGUCCAACAAGGCUACUGGACAGGAGCGUUUGGAGGAUGAUCGUGCUGCACUGUCAACGAUAUUACCUCCAGAUCUCUCAGCCAAAAUCCCGAACGUCAAAACGACAUCAGUAGGUGAAGCUAGGACCAUCUUGAAAACAAAGCUUUCUAAUUUCAAGAAUCUUCGCUCUAAUUAGAUUCACUGGCAGAAGACGGUACGUCUAAUAAAAUAUUUAAAUAUGUACAUGGAAUACCAUAGAUUGUCGACAAAAAUUUUCGCGCGUUCCGCGAGAAAAAAAACAACCCGUAACUCUACAGUUGUACUAUCAGAACAUGAGAGGUCUCAGAACUAAAUUAAGCAAAUUUUUAACAGCCUCAGCUAGUAGUCAAUCAGAUGUCUUAUGCAUUACAGAAACAUGGCUCCAAACGUCAAUAGCUGAUGGUGAGGUUGUCGACAGGUCUGACAACAUCUAUAGAAAAGAUAGGGAUCCUAUGGUCAGUGGUCUUGGACGUGGAGGAGGAGUUUUCAUCGCAGUAAAGCGUUCUAAUCAAUCUGAGCUGAUUGUCAUAAACGACAACACCCUGGAACAAGUAUUCAUUAAAAUUAAAGUUAACAACACAGACAUUGUCAUCGGUAGUAUACAUAUAUAUUCCUCCUCUGCCAACUACGAGUACUGAUACAUAUUUGCUUCCUUGCAUGUCCGAGACAAACUACCGGAUGCGAAUCUACUGAUAAUGGGUGACUAUAAUCUUCCUAGCAGCAUAUCAAGGACAGAGUAUACCCAAAUAAUCUACGAAAAUCUAUCCAUGCUUGGAUGCCAGCAAUUCAAUAAUGUCUUGAAUAAUCAUCACAAGACCGUAGAUUUGUGCUUUAGCAACGCUGAUAUUGUGCUACGUAGGACACCAACCAUUAUAGGAAAGGACAAACAUCACCCAGCAAUAGACAUCACCCUCGAGUUUAAUAUGCAUCUUAGAGCUGAAGUAUCAACCAGCUGUGUACUCAAGAAUGCAGAUUACGACAGCUUGAAUAAAUUCUUCAUCAGAACGAACGGGAUCGACCUUUACAAACUUGACUGUAUAGAUGAUAAAUUGAAUUGGUUUUACCAAAAAAUGUAUGAAGGUGUUGAAAGAUUCGUUCCGCUAAAAAACCCAGCAACUAUCCGUGUUGGUUCACCUUGGAAAUUAUACGCAAAAUAAAACUAAAAAACAAGACAUAUGCAAUCUACAAACAAACGAGCACAAGACCUAACUUUAAGUGGUUUGCGAGCUUAAGAUAUGAAUGCAAACAUUAAGUGCUAGAUGUUAUCGAAAUUACGUGGCCCAGGUUUAAAACUCCGUCAAGACGGACACCCAAGCCUUGUGGAAGUUCAUGAAGAAUAAGAGAAAAAACAACAUAGAUAUAUCGGCGGAAGUGCGAUGGAACAAUUCAAUAGCAAACACUGGAGAAGGAAUCAGCAACUUAUUUGCAUCUUUUUUCGAGAACACCUAUACACCCAAUUAAGCUGGAUAUACGCAAGACUCAAUGGCCGUACCUGCUGCUUCAACUUAUCAUGAUGAUAAUUCUGGAGUAAAUUGCAACUUAUCUGACAUGGAUGCCAGUUUUGAUGACGUUUUCAAACAGCUAGCAUCGCUAGAUAUAAAUAAAGGUGCAGGCCCCGAUGGACUACCAAAUAUAUUUCUACGCGGUUGUGAGGCAGGACUCUAUGAGCCAAUAUCUCAUAUUUUUAGUAAAUCGCUAUCACAAGGGACAUUCCCAACGUGUUGGAAAAAGUCAUACGUCUGUCCAAUACACAAGACGGACAUAGAUCUGGCGUCAAAAACUACCGUCCAAUCUACAUCCAAUCAUCACUAGCGAAGCUCUUUGAAAAAGUGGUCCUAUCACAACUGGCAGCGUCCUUCAAGGAUAUUAUCAUCGCCCGUCAGCAUGGAUUUGUUGGCGGACGAUCCACAACAACUAAUUUGUUUAUCUAUAUUAACUACAUACUUGAGUCUAUGAAUGCUGACACAAGUGUUCAUGCACUAUACACAGUAAGGCGUUCGACAAAGUUGACCCAGAGAACUUAAAACAACUUUUCUUUCUUUUACGUUCUCUGGUUGACCGACGUCUACAAGUCAAAGUAGACGUUCAUCUGUCAAAAGAAUACGAAGUGCUAUCUGGAGUCUCUCAAGGCUUGUAUCUAGGUCCUUUAUUAUUCAAUAUAUUUGUUAAUGAUAUUGGUGUACUGCUAAAAUCUUCAGGAUGAUACGUGAAGAACAAGAUGAAAUCUGUCUGCAGCAAGACUUGGAUUUUCUAAGCACCUGGUGUACUGCCAAUACGCACACUUGAAGUCAUGAACUACAAAAUAAAUGACCAGAAACUUCAGGAAGUCCUCGAACUAAAAGAUCUUGGAAUUAUCAUAGACAACAGGUGGACUUUCCAUAAGCACACUGAUAAAAUCGCCUUACAAGCCUUCAAAGUGCUUGGACUCAUCACUAGAGCAACAAAAGACUUCAGUAAUGCGUCCACCUUGGUUAAACUCUUUACUACAUUAGUACUUCCCAUUUUAGAAUAUGGUACGGUAAUUUGGUCACCAUUUAUUGAUAUUCCAGUCAAUAGACUUGAAAAAAUUCAGUAUAAAUUCUGCAAGUCACUGUCAUUUUUCUUAGCACGGCCAACAUCAACAGCAGCAGUGGAGGAAGAAAAAGUUCCACUUAAAGAAGAACUUAAUGUUCUUUUAUAAAGUCUUGAAUGGUUUUAUCGAGGCUUCUGAGGUACAGGACAGCUUUGAAAUAAUCACAGAUGGGCCAAGCCUCAGACGCAAUCGCUUUAUUAAAACAACCAAAUCAACUAAAAGCUAUGUCACACAUGGUCUUAGAAACAGGAUAACUAAUUAUGUAAAUGACAUGACUCCUCAGAUCCAGUUCUUCGGAGAUUCCAUCCAUUCCUUUAACAUUGAAUUGAGAAGAGGACUACUACAAUGGCUAAAACUCGGAUUAUAUUAUGUUAUAUUAUUUUUAACGUUAACUGAAUUUCUGUUUCUCCUCUUUAGAUUCUCUAUAUUAUGUCUCAUUUAAUUUUUGUAUAAGUUACUUACUAUAUUCUUGCAAUACUAAUAUUAAUAAUAACAUUAUAUAUAAUAACAUUAUUAUUCCCUUUUACUGUAUAUUGCCGAUUGGCGUUUACGAAUAAAUAAAUAAAUUAAAAUAUAAAGU
This is a messenger RNA of Bactrocera oleae (olive fruit fly), 3600 nucleotides long. NCBI's taxonomy places the organism in Eukaryota, Metazoa, Arthropoda, Insecta, Diptera, Tephritidae. The record is from RefSeq and is a predicted model, not a curated record.